UGGAAAACCUUGCAACAAAAUUUCGAGUAUACAUGUGUACAUCUCUCCGUAAAGAAAAUGGGGAAUCGCCGUAAACAUUUAGACAAUUUCAAAACUGUGAACACUUUUACGAAUACAUACCUACCUACAUAUUUUUGCAGGAAUCUCAACAUUUCGAGAUGGCUAGAAGCUUACUCUCAGCAAAACGCGGACCUUACAACUCUACCUGGGAAUGCAAUAUUGACUGACGUCCUUGGUGAUGGAAAUUAUAAUUUGGUAAUAACAGAUAUUAAAUUUAAUGGGCGUAACCGUAGUAAGAUGAAGAUAUACAAGGGAACAUUAGUGAUUGACUUAUCACUGCCUGAUAUACCAAACUCUCUCAUUUCGUUUUACACAGAUCAAUUGGAACCGAAAAUACCAGCUGUUGCUGUAGCUUGUGGUUCUGAUUUAUUAAUUCACAAAAACAAUAAACCAUACUAUAAAUUUCAAGUUCCUCAGUCCUCAAUGUCGUCUUUGGAAAUUGAGUGCUGGAAGAAUAUUUCUGAAGGUGCAAAUAGCAUAAAAGAUGAGCAGAUAGAGAAACUAAAGAAGGAUCUGGAAACAGUGCCAUACGAUAAGUUGAGUAAUAGGUCUCAAGAAAUAUUAACAAUGCAGAAGUCAGAAAUAGCAGAAAUGGUAUACAACUGUAGCUCAAAAGAUUUUUUCAAAGAAUCGCCCAUUACGUGCAUGACUACAUUGAGAAAAAACUCGAAUGAUGAGCACGAGGUAUCUUGUCCGGUGUUAGCAACUGAAUCUGGAAAUAUUUACAUUUUGGAUCCACAAGCAUUCACCAUAGUGCAUCAGGCUAACACGAACACAACGAAAGUUACCCCAUUUUCAAUGAAAUCGACAGGAAUUUUCAACGUUGAGUUCAGAAUUUUUGUGGCUUGUAGAGAGGGCCAUAUAUGCGUCUUGAGAAGGGGAUGGCUAGAAGGGAAAUCUAUAAUACAUAUGACAACUAACAUAGUAGAUUUCGUUGUAGUUCCCGAAGAGUUAUUUGUGGUUGUAGCUACGACAGAUAAACUUAUCAGCUGUUUCACUAAAAGAGGUAGUAAGCUUUGGUCCAUAACAAUUAUCGACCAUAUCACAUGUAUGUGUUUAGCUCCACUCUAUCACAUCAGAAUCAAUUUAGUCGCCGUUGGUCUCAAAAAUGGCUCAAUACAUUUUUUUCAUGGAAGAAAGUUUGUCGAUCAGACUAGUGUUACUGAUGCGCCUUCCGUAAUCACAUUUGGACAGUUGGGUCAAGAGGAAAAUGUUCUUGUUGUCAUAACAAUGGCUAGUACAAUGAAUUUCAAAAUACUUAAACGAACUGCCGACUUCAACCUGAACACAGUAGAAAAUGUACCAUUAUUCCAAAGCAAACCUUUACCACUUCCCAAACGAAGUAAAUUAUUUCUGGAACAGAGUAUAAGGGAAAGAAGUGCAGCUUUAGAGAUACAUCAAACUUUCCAGCAAGAUCUCAUCAGGAUGAGGUUGAAUGCUGCUAGAGAAUUGCUUCAGCAACAUACUUAUCAAUCAGACAUUGUAAACCAGAAAGAACAAAUUAAAUUAUCGGCUCAGGUACUAGGACUGGGAACAAAGUUUACCGUUAUUUUUACACUGGAAAAUAUGGAAGCCAAUACGGCAGUAACUGGUAUCAGUAUGAUAUUACAUGUAAAACCAUCAAAUUAUGAUUGCACUCCAAACAACAUAACAAUACCAUUGCUGCAACCUAAUUUCUCCUAUAAAAUGAAAGUUGACGUCGAGGAAAAAUCGAGUGGGAAUCAAUUGACUGUUGUACAAUCAACAGAAAGCUCUAUCAUACGGGUUUUCAUAAUGAGGAAGUUUCAAUCUCAACCAAUUCUGGCGGCAACCAUAAAUAUGCCCCUCUCAAAUGUACCAGUAAUCUAAAAGAAUAGUAAAAACAGUGUUUUUCUUGUUAAGAUACAUUUCUUUAUAUUUUUGGCAAGUGUAAUUAUUUAUUGCAUUUCAUAUGGUGAGUAGAGUUCAAAAACUGCUUUGGUGAUACUCCGCCCAUUCACCUCAAUAUUUUUUUGCAUAUUAUUUAUGCUUGUUAAAUUAUGUGAAUAAAUAUGUUUUAUUAUUUUUCAUGAA
Molecule: messenger RNA, 2112 nt
Organism: Leptinotarsa decemlineata (Colorado potato beetle)
Lineage: Eukaryota; Metazoa; Arthropoda; Insecta; Coleoptera; Chrysomelidae
Gene: BBS1
Product: Bardet-Biedl syndrome 1
Biological process (GO): protein localization to cilium; non-motile cilium assembly
Cellular component (GO): centrosome; BBSome; axoneme
Molecular function (GO): patched binding; smoothened binding
Source: RefSeq, a predicted model, not a curated record